This is a messenger RNA of Pterocles gutturalis (yellow-throated sandgrouse), 2687 nucleotides long. RefSeq names its product neuropilin 2 (gene NRP2). The annotation marks the transcript as partial. The transcript is spliced from 16 exons. Gene Ontology annotation, cellular component: membrane. Gene Ontology annotation, molecular function: semaphorin receptor activity; vascular endothelial growth factor receptor activity. Lineage: Eukaryota; Metazoa; Chordata; Aves; Pterocliformes; Pteroclidae. Gene Ontology annotation, biological process: vascular endothelial growth factor signaling pathway; axon guidance; angiogenesis. The record is from RefSeq and is a predicted model, not a curated record.
CUAAGCCGUGUGGGGGCCGCCUGAACUCCAAGGAUGCUGGAUACAUCACCUCCCCGGGAUACCCCAAUGACUACCCGUCCCACCAGAACUGCGAGUGGGUCAUCUAUACCCCUGAAUCCAACCAGAAGAUUAUACUCAACUUCAACCCUCACUUUGAAAUUGAAAAGCACGACUGCAAGUACGACUACAUCGAGAUCCGAGACGGGGACAGUGAAGCAGCAGACCUGCUGGGCAAGCACUGUGGGAACAUAGCACCUCCUACAAUCAUCUCUUCUGGCCCCUCUCUCUAUAUCAAGUUCACCUCGGACUAUGCACGGCAAGGUGCCGGCUUCUCCCUGCGCUAUGAGAUCUAUAAGACAGGCUCUGAGGACUGCUCCAGAAACUUCACUGCCUCCAACGGCACUAUUGAGUCUCCAGGUUUCCCUGACAAGUAUCCACACAACCUGGACUGUGUCUUCACCAUCAUAGCUAAGCCAAAGACAGAAAUUCUCCUCCACUUUCUGCUCUUCGACCUCGAGCACGACCCGCUACAGGCAGGGGAAGGAGACUGCAAGUAUGACUGGCUGGACAUCUGGGAUGGCAUCCCUCAGGUUGGCCCCUUGAUAGGCAGGUAUUGUGGCACAAAGGUGCCAUCGGAUAUCCGCUCAACCACCGGUGUCCUCUCACUCACCUUCCACACGGAUCUGGCAGUGGCUAAAGACGGUUUCUCUGCUCAGUACUACUUGAUCCAGCAGGAAGUCCCAGAAAACUUCCAGUGCAACGUGCCGCUGGGGAUGGAGUCUGGCAAGAUCUCCAACAUGCAGAUCAGUGCUUCAUCCACCUACUCAGAUGGGCGAUGGACCCCUCAACAGAGCCGGCUCAACAGUGAUGACAAUGGCUGGACGCCCAAUGUAGACAGCAACAAAGAGUACCUCCAGGUGGACCUCCACUUCCUGACUGUGCUCACAGCUAUUGCCACACAGGGUGCCAUCUCCAGAGAAACCCAGAAUGGCUACUAUGUCCGUACCUACAAGCUGGAGGUCAGCACCAAUGGGGAGGACUGGAUGAUGUACCGACAUGGGAAAAACCACAAGACAUUUCAGGCCAACGAGGACGCCACGGAGGUGGUUCUCAACAAGAUCCACAGCCCGGUGCUCACACGCUUCGUGCGCAUCCGACCCCAGAGCUGGCACAACGGCAUUGCCCUGAGGCUGGAGCUGUAUGGCUGCCGCAUCACCGAUUCACCCUGCUCCAACUUGCUGGGAAUGCUUUCUGGCCUCAUCCCUGACUCGCAGAUCUCGGCCUCUUCCAUCAGAGGCUAUGACUGGUCUCCCAGCAUGGCCCGCCUGGUGAGCAGCCGCUCGGGCUGGUUUCCCCGUGUCCCCCAAGCCCAGCCUGGGGAGGAGUGGCUGCAGGUGGACCUUGGCAUCCCAAAGAAUAUCAAAGGCGUCAUUAUCCAGGGGGCUCGAGGAGGGGACAGCGUGACUACCACUGAGUCCCGCUCCUUCGUGAAGAAGUUUAAGGUGGCCUACAGCAUGAAUGGAAAGGACUGGGACUUCAUCCAGGACCCCAAAACAAUGCAAGCCAAGCUUUUUGAAGGCAACAUCCACUACGAUAUCCCUGAAGUCCGGAGGUUUGACCCUGUUCCUGCUCAGUACGUCCGAGUGCACCCGGAGAGAUGGUCCCCAGCGGGAAUAGGAAUGCGCCUGGAGGUGCUGGGCUGCGACUGGACAGAUGUAAAGCCCACUGCAGAGACGCUGGUGCCUACUUUGAAGAGUGAAGAGACCACCACCCCAUACCCAUCUGAUGAAGAGGCAACUGAGUGUGGUGAUAGCUGUGGAGAAGAGGACGAUUUCCAUCUCCCUGCGAACUUCAACUGCAACUUUGAUCUCCCUGAAGACCUCUGUGGUUGGUCACACGACACAACAACAGGUUACAUGUGGUCUUUUCAGUCUACAAGCACCUGGAUUGAUAACUCUGAACCAAGCCCUGAGACUGUGCCUGAUGGUAAGAAUUACCUGCAGCUGCAGAGCAGCGGAAGGAGGGAAGGCCAGCGAGCCCGGCUCAUCAGCCCCACCAUCUAUCUGCCCCGGAGUGCUGUCUGCAUGGUCUUCCAGUACCAGGCGUGGGGCAGCAACGGGGUGAUGCUGCGGGUCUGGCGGGAAGCCAGCCAGGAGCACAAGGCACUGUGGGUCAUCAUGGAGGACCAAGGGGAGGAGUGGAGGGAAGGCCGCAUCAUCUUGCCGAGCUACGACAUGGAGUACAGGAUUGUGUUUGAGGGACUUAUACGCAACGGCCACUCGGGAGGGCUGGCCCUCGAUGACAUCCAGCUAGGCACCGACAUCCCACUGGAGAACUGCAUGGAACCCAUCACAGCUUUCCCAGUGAACUUCCCAGGAAUGGAGGAUGACUCUCUGAUCUCUGAGCAAGAUUUUGAAGACAGCGAUGAUCCAGGAACCCCGAAGCUGGACAAUGAAAAAAGCUGGCUCUACACCCUGGAUCCCAUCCUGGUGACCAUCAUAGCGAUGAGCAGCCUUGGCGUCCUCCUCGGGGCCAUCUGCGCCGGUCUGCUGCUCUACUGCACAUGCUCAUACACAGGUCUGUCUUCACGGAGCUCCACCACGCUGGAGAACUACAACUUUGAGCUGUACGACGGCAUCAAGCACAAGGUCAAGAUGAACCACCAGAAGUGCUGCUCAGAGGCCUGA